This is a messenger RNA of Nerophis lumbriciformis (worm pipefish), 588 nucleotides long. Lineage: Eukaryota; Metazoa; Chordata; Actinopteri; Syngnathiformes; Syngnathidae. The record is from RefSeq and is a predicted model, not a curated record.
AUGUCAUUUUCAUCCAAACUUCCUGCAUCCUGGAAUGAUAGACCUCCUCCCAGGAAGGUGGAAAUUGACCUAAGUUCCCCUGGUUUAGCGGUGCUUGAAUUGGAAAAACUUUUGUUUACUGGUAAAGCCAUCAUCAGCCAUGCAGAUGAAGUGUGGCCCAGGCUCUACAUUGGUGAUCAGUGCAGUGCACAGAACAGGAACGAUUUAGCUAGGCAUGGAAUUACUCAUAUCUUGAAUGCAGCUCACAGUAAACGUCAUAGGUGUCCUGACUUCUACCAAGAAAUGAUGAUCAUAUAUUUGGGCAUAGAGGCGAAUGACUCCUGUAAUUUUGACAUGAGUGUGAACUUCCAGGCAGCUGCAGACUUUAUCCACACUGCUCUUAGCAGGGGAGGUCAAGUACUGGUGCAUUGUCAUGUAGGAGUUAGCCGUUCUGCCACCCUGGUCCUGGCAUACUUGAUGCUGAAGCAGAGGCUCACCCUCGUGGAGGCUAUAUGUGCUGUGAAAGAGAACAGGGGAGUCAUUCCCAACCGAGGUUUCCUCCGACAACUUAUCUGUCUGGAUAAGCAACUUUUUGGUACACGUAAAUGA